This is a messenger RNA of Eleginops maclovinus (Patagonian blennie), 3801 nucleotides long. Its product is annotated as von Willebrand factor A domain-containing protein 7-like. Bases 53 to 3112 code for a protein of 1019 amino acids. The record is from RefSeq and is a predicted model, not a curated record. Lineage: Eukaryota; Metazoa; Chordata; Actinopteri; Perciformes; Eleginopidae. The transcript has 16 exons.
GACCUCAGGUACAGUAACAUCACAUCUAAUAAUUAAUGGGGGUUGUGUAGUGAUGUCUGGUUUGGCAGCUUUGUGUUUCCUGCUUCUGCAGACUGGAGCUUUCGGGUUUGAAGUAUACUUUGCCGGUGUAGGCCUACCCAGCUCUUCAUUCACUCACGAGGAUAUCACUCAAAUAGCCAUCCUAAAUGCCACCGUACAGGCGUGUCGCACUCUGGCCCUGGCCGAGGGCAAAGACUUCACUUUUCCUCCUUUAACUGCUGAUUCUGUUGUUGCUGCUUGCGAAGCGUCAAAAUCAUCCAAGAGCUUCCGCAAAGUUAUCCAAUUUAUCCAAAAAAAGAAUCGACGCACAGAUUAUUGGUAUUUAUUAUCAGCACGUCAUCACUUUGACGAUGAACGGUUCUUGGAGGGGAGGAAACUCAUCACAGAAGGAUUGUCUGCUGUGAAGGCCAGCAUCAAGCGUGAAAACUUUGUGACAGCAAGAGAGAAACUGGGGAGAAUCUUACACACUUUACAGGAUUUCUACAGUCAUAGUAACUGGGUGGAAAUGGAAAACCAACUCCCCAACUCCAACCUGUUAAGGGAAGGAACAAGGAUUGGAAACAUAGCAGCUGAAAGCAGAGCAACCUGUCGCAACUGUGACGGCGAUGACUGCAGGAACAACAUUUUGGAGGAUAUCCUACAGGAAAAGAUACUUAUUUCAGGAUAUUUUGCUUUAUUUAGUUCUUCCAAACCAGAAGGAAAAUGCAGCCAUGGAGGUAAAUGGGAUAGAACAAGGUGGACUGAACCUAAAGGUGGGAUUAACAAAGACACAAUUGACUCCAACCAUGGACACCUCCACAUGACAGCAGCAAAUAUGGCUGUAGCUGCCAGCAGUCAGCUACUGGAGGAUAUUCGAGGCGCUGCUGGUGACAAAGCAUUCCUCCAGUUGAUGGGAAUCUCCAAAGGAUCCAGUAAAGCUCUUUGCUUUGUGAUCGACACAACAGGAAGCAUGAGCGAUGACAUUGAUGCAGUGCGGAAAGUCACUUCCUCUAUAAUCAACAACAAAGUGGGAACAGAGGAUGAGCCCUCACUCUACAUUCUUGUCCCCUUUAACGAUCCAGAUUUUGGGCCACUGGUGAAGACUACAGACCCAAAUGUCUUCAAGAAUGCGAUUAAUUCCCUAUCAGCAACCGGUGGAGGAGAUUUUCCAGAAAUGAGUCUUUCAGGGCUUCGGCUGGCUUUAACUGGUGCUCCUCCUGAAUCUGAGAUCUUCCUCUUCACGGAUGCACCUGCUAAAGACACAUACCUGAGAAGCACAGUGAUCGCACUCAUAGAGCGCACUAAGUCUGUGGUUAACUUCAUGAUAACUGGCAUACUGGGAUUUCGUCGGCGAAGACAGGUCAGUGACAGUGAACAACAACAACAACAACAACAACAGAGUCGGAUGGUGGUAUCAGACGCCACGCUGUACAGAGACCUGGCUCAGGUGUCAGGAGGUCUGGCUAUAGAAGUGACCAAGAGUGAGCUCCCUGUGGCCACAAGCAUCAUCACAGAGUCCUCCACCUCCUCUCUGGUGACUCUUCUACAAGCAACCAGAAAUCCAGGGAAGGCAGAAAAUUUAACUUUCUCAGUUGAUGAGUCAGUAAGAGACGUCACAGUUUACAUCACCGGGACCUCCACCACCUUUACUCUCACAAAUCCCUCAGGUGUGUCUCAGGAAAGCACAAGCACCACAGGACCGUUGAUCACUGCAUCCCAGUCAGUGGGAAACUUCAAGACUCUUCAGCUAAAAACUCAAACUGGACUUUGGGAAAUCAAAUUUGUGACAACAAAUCCAUACAUUCUGAAGGUUGUAGGUGUGAGUGCUAUUGACUUCCUGUUUGACUUUUUGGAGGUAUCACAGGGUCCGCUUGGAGGUCUUGAUGUUAUAGACAAUCGUCCAAGAGCUGGUGUCAAUGGUAGCCUCCUUGUGACAGUAACAGGGAGCGAAACUGCCACAGUGACUGAAGUCUUUUUGGUUGAAUCGUCCGGGUUAAGGCAGGUUAAUGGCAGUGUGGAGGCUCAGGGUGGAGGAAACUUCUUAGCUCAGUUUGACAGGAUACCGGCAGAGGAGUUUGUGGUGCUCGUGAAGGGGCAGAACAACAAUGGUUCCCAAAGAGUGAGCGCAGUGAGCUACCAGAGGCAGUCCACCACCAGCAUCAGAGCAUCUACUGUGACCGUUAGUUCUCCUGCUACAACUGGUGUCUUGGAACCAGGAACACCGCUUUCUGUUUCCUUCUUUGUGACGACAAGCGGUGCUGGAGGAACUUUCAGCAUCCGAGCUACGAAUGACCAAAAUUUUGAUUCAUCUUUCCCGUCCAGUUUAAUCCUGGUAACUGGAAGCAGUGCUAACGAGACAGUAAACAUCACAGCCCCUUCAAACACCCCGUCUGGUACUGAAGUCACUCUGACCAUUGAGGCCGAGGCUCCAGGAGGCGCAGACACCAAUUAUGUUGUGUUGCGUUUCACCGUCCUAAAACCGGUGACUGAUUUCACUCCACCGGUGUGUCAGAAUGUCAGCCUGCAGUCCAACUGCUCUGAUUUCUGCAGCUCAUCAAUGUGGGAGCUCUCCGUUCAGGUGACUGAUGGGGAUGGAGGUUCGGGUGUCGACCGUGUCAGUUUCAGACAGGGCAACGGGACUUUGAACACCAGCCUGGCCGCUGGAAACGACACCAUCACGCUGGUUUCCUACAAUUCUUCUUGUUGUUCGCCUGAUGUGGAGCUGUUGGUUGUGGAUGAAGUGGGUAAUGUAGCCACCUGUUUCUACAGCAUCCGAAGAAUCAUCAGUGCAACCACCCAAAGCCCAAGUUCCCCCACCGUGAUCGUCAGUACAACCACCCAAAGCCCAAGUUCCCCCACCGUGAUCGUCAGUACAACCACCCAAAGCCCAAGUUCCCCCACCGUGAUCGUCAGUACAACCACCCAAAGCCCAAGUUCCCCCACCGUGAUCGUCAGUACAACCACCCAAAGCCCAGAGCUUCCAUCAGCAGCCCCUGUUGUGUCUUUGUCCACCACAGCUGUGCCGUCUUUCCUGCUUUGCUUUUGCAUCACAAUCAUAGGGCUCAAUGUAAUGUUUGAAAUGGGGAUCAACUGAUCAUUAACAUGUUAGAGUUGCCAAGUUCUUACUUUUAAAAUGUUCUUAUAUCUAGAUAUAGUUUAUUUUUCAAAUCAACUAUUUACUUUAUAAACUCAGUCUCAAUUGCAUUAUGAAGCUAAUCGAGUGCAAUCAAAUACAACAAUGUGCUCGCUUUGUACGAGCAAAACUCAAAAACCUUGAGAUAUGCAACCAAGAAGCUGGAAGGGGUUAUAUAAAAUGUUUGUGGUAAAGCAAUGGACCGUGCCACAGUACUAUGGGGAAACAAAAAUACCCUUAAUCACCAUUAUUAUACUACAUUGGUUUUUUACAUGUUAUCAGUUUUUAAUCAUUGCUACCAUUUAACAGAGGUAUAGUUCAACUUCAUAAUCAUUUUGGAGGUUGAAGUCGUGUCUCCAAUGGGUGAUUUGCUGUAAAACUAAUCUUUAUGCAAGCUAUAUAAGGCAUGUGCUGUAUGUAUUAUAGGUGUCCUCUUUAAAAGCUUAAUGGGGUUGUGAAUGAUUCAGCCAUAUGAAUAUAUCAGUUUGAUUAUUUGACCUAAAUCGAGGAUAUUUAGACUUUACAUGGUGUUGUUGAUUUAAUUAUUACUUUUAUUUGAUUAUUAACAUAUAUAUUAAUAAGUAAAUUGUUGCUGCUUCACACAGCUGAUUAAAAAAUAUCAAGAUGAAACAUUAAAGCAAAAAAAGUGA